AUGUUCAACGAAAGAGAUAGAAGUUGUAUUUUGAACAUCCCUCUUAGUCUUUCAUCAUGUUCUGAUGCAUGGUGCUGGAACUUCGAGUCCAAAGGUCACUAUUCGGUUAAGAGUGCAUAUAGGUUCCUUGUUGAUGGCUUUCGACAUAGGGAGGGGAGCGAGAUAUGGAAAAGCUGCUGGUUAAGCUCGCCGUUGGGUUGGCCUGCGCCUUCUGCAUCUUCUUUAAAUGAGUGGUUUUCUUUAGUCUUCUCUUCUGCUUCUGUGGAAAAUGCCUCCCUUAUGCUAAUGAUCUUAUGGGCUUUGUGGCAAAAUAGGAACAAUGUUGUAUGGAAGGGCCAGGGUCAGACUGCGAGUGGUGUGUUCUUCAUGGCUCUGAAUUUUUUGCAGCAAUGGAAAGCAGCCCGGGUUGUUUCCUCAGUAAGCACCACUGUCGACCCGGCUCGCCCGGUCUGGUCUCCUCCGCCGCACGAUUGGAUCAAGACGAAUAUUGACGCCUCUUUAAGCUUGCAACGAGGUUCGGUAGGUUUCGGUAGUGUCAUCCGAAAGGAUGAUGGGAGUUUUGUGGCUGCUAAAACAGGCUCUUUUUAUAGCCAGAUGGAUGCAAAGUGUGCUGAAAUUAUAGGAUUUCGGGAAGCAUUGAGCUGGAUUAAAGAGUGUGGAUGA
This is a messenger RNA of Manihot esculenta (cassava), 663 nucleotides long. RefSeq lists its product as uncharacterized. The record is from RefSeq and is a predicted model, not a curated record. NCBI's taxonomy places the organism in Eukaryota, Viridiplantae, Streptophyta, Magnoliopsida, Malpighiales, Euphorbiaceae. The coding region runs from base 1 to 663 and encodes 220 amino acids. The transcript has 2 exons.